AUGGCUCCUGUGAAGAAUCUAUUGCGAUCAUGGCAAGAAGACGAGAAAUUCGAGGAGCGCCGCAGGGUCUCGUCCGGCUACAAUCCGCUCUAUUCCUACCGCACUGCUCGAGGCCAGGCGAAACACUACCUGCAGCAAUUCGCGGACAUGUACUUCUUGCGCCUGGCAAAGCUCAAACCAGUGGUGGAAAAGGUCGCUGCAGCCGACUGGAAAGACUAUGAGAUUGCGGGAGAAAAAGCACAACGAGUGGAGAGAGUGCUUGAUGUGCGACAGGGUCAAUUGUGCUGGGUCGUCGGGACAAUAUACAUGGACCUGCCAUUGAAACCCAACAUCCUCGAGGACAUAUCGAAAGAACAGUGGCUUACCGGGCUGAAGCUGCAGCAUACAUAUUUGUCACAGGACCGAGAAACGCAGGUCAUGCUGGAGGACGAAUCCGGCCGGCUGCGUUUGACUGGUCCGAUGUUGAACAACAAUCUACUGGUUACGGGCGUCAUUGUCGCAGUCAUCGGAACGGAGAACGCGAACGGCGACUUUGAGGUCUUGGACAUACAUAUUGCGGACUUGCCUAGACAACCCAAGCGAUGGGAACGAGACGAAGAGGAAGGGACAAAGAUGGAUGUUGAUGAACCGGCCAAGAAGAUCGCGCUGGUCAGCGGUCUAGAAAUGUCCGGCACAGACGGCGACGCGCUGCAUUUCUCGCUUCUGUCUGAGUUUCUGCUGGGAGAGGCGCUGGACGAGGAGGACCGACAAGCAGCUAGCAGGAUCUCCCGGCUGAUUAUUGCCGGGAAUUCAAUUGCAUCAGAGUUGGCAGAGGAUACGUCCUCCGACGAUGACGAGAAACCAGGACACCGCAAGUAUGGUUACGAUGCCGCAGCGUAUAACCCGGUUCCCACCGCUCAGCUUGAUCGAUUUCUGGCGGAACUUCUGCCUAGCAUCCCUAUCACGAUAAUGGCGGGUGAACAAGACCCGGCCAACGCGAGCUUACCGCAACAACCUAUCCAUCCGGCAUUGUUCCCCGUUGCCCGAGCUUACUCAACUGCAAACAUCGCCGAUCCCGAGGAAGAAGAGCCAGGCUGGCUCGACAGCGUCACAAAUCCCUGGGAUGGCGAUGUCGAAGGAUGGCGUUUCAUGGGAAACAGUGGGCAGCCCGUCGACGACAUCCUCAAGUACAUCGACCUCGGUGGGCCCGAUGGGACUGGCACAGACGGACGGUUAGAAGUCCUGGCCAGCAUGCUCAGGUGGCGAUGCGGAGCCCCCACCGCGCCGGAUACACUGUGGUGCUAUCCCUUUCAAGACCGAGAUCAGUUUGUCAUUGAUGAAUGUCCCCACGUGCUCUUUGUUGGCAAUCAGCCCAAGUUUGACACCACAGUCAUCCAUGGCCCUGACGGCCAACAAGUCCGACUCAUCACGCUUCCACGAUUCCGCAAGACCGGCGAGCUCGUCUUGGUCGAUUCGGAGACCCUGGAAGUCGAGGUGGUGAAGUUCGACAUUUAUGACCCAGAUCAGACAAACGGGUCGUGA
This is a messenger RNA of Cladophialophora yegresii CBS 114405, 1521 nucleotides long. RefSeq names its product DNA polymerase delta subunit 2. Gene Ontology annotation, biological process: DNA strand elongation involved in DNA replication; DNA replication. The transcript has a single exon. Gene Ontology annotation, cellular component: delta DNA polymerase complex. NCBI's taxonomy places the organism in Eukaryota, Fungi, Ascomycota, Eurotiomycetes, Chaetothyriales, Herpotrichiellaceae. The coding region runs from base 1 to 1521 and encodes 506 amino acids. The record is from RefSeq and is a predicted model, not a curated record. Gene Ontology annotation, molecular function: DNA binding.